AUGUACGACCUCGACAAAGUGCUCAACUUGGCCAGGUACGGAGUUAUGGCCGAGCAUGCCGACUACUUGACUGACUUAUCCAAGGGCGCCUGCCAAGUCAUCGUGAGGAAUCCUUACAUCGACGCUGCAACGGAUGCCAUCCGCGACGAGCGCGUGCCAGAAGAUUCCAUUCCACCUGUAACGCACCAACCACUAACCACCACAACGUCGAGAUCACCCCAGCAACAAGUCCCCAUCAGCGAAGCAGCAACGUUAAGCUCGCAACAAAGCGCGCCAGCAGCAGUUCCGCGUCAUCUACGCGCCAUAUGCACAUUCUGCGGGAAAACGUUCGGCCACCUCGGCGACUACAACAAACAUCGCAGGCGACAUACCGGCGAGCGACCAUAUGCUUGUGACGUGUGUCAACGUCGAUUUGCACAUGCGUCCAAUCUGCAGCGACACCGACGAUUGCACUCUGGCGAAAAACCCUUCGAGUGCCCGACCUGUGCCAAAAGGUUCAGUCGCAAGGAUAAAUUGGCCGCUCACGAGACGAGGCAAUGCUGCAAACCGAGUGCAACCACGAAAUCAAAGGAAUAA
Phymastichus coffea is the source of this 576-nucleotide messenger RNA. Its product is annotated as zinc finger protein 2-like. The record is from RefSeq and is a predicted model, not a curated record. Gene Ontology annotation, biological process: regulation of transcription by RNA polymerase II. Gene Ontology annotation, molecular function: RNA polymerase II cis-regulatory region sequence-specific DNA binding; DNA-binding transcription factor activity. The coding region runs from base 1 to 576 and encodes 191 amino acids. Lineage: Eukaryota; Metazoa; Arthropoda; Insecta; Hymenoptera; Eulophidae. The transcript is spliced from 2 exons.